Molecule: messenger RNA, 1467 nt
Organism: Plutella xylostella (diamondback moth)
Lineage: Eukaryota; Metazoa; Arthropoda; Insecta; Lepidoptera; Plutellidae
Source: RefSeq, a predicted model, not a curated record
AAUGACAAGAUGGUUUGUCUCGGUAUUACAGCACCACGCGCCGAAUAUUUUAAAACAGACUCAUGUUAAACAAAGCCGCUUUUAAAAGAGAGUCACAGUCUGAAAAUAUCAGUCGUCUGCUACAGAUCAUCCGUAAAGAUGAUUCGCAUAUGUAACCUGAUGGUUCUAGCGACUGCACUAACUGCAGUACUGGGGUCUCCAGUGCAUACAUCUUCUGUAUACUUGCAAAGAGGACCCCCGCCGGUAGAAUAUGUGAGUUACGAAGUUCCCGUGGCGGCGGCUGGUGGAUACAACAUUGGGCCAACGUUGUACGCCAACUACCAACCUCCAUGCGUGGCUCCUUGCGUCGUGGAGGGUGCGGCGGCUCCCCAACCAGCUGGUAAAGCGAAGACUGCGGAAGCCAAGGCUGCUGAACCCAACAUGGUCAUAUUACCAGGUCAGACUGUAUCGAGUCCUUACGAUUACGCGUACGUGAUAUACAACGAGGCUGCAGGGCCGCAGCAGCAGAUACCCGCAGAGGGCAUCGUGAGCGCCCAGUUCGAGUACAGACCGUACUACGGACAAGAGAUUUUGUACACCACUGAUGUUGUCAAUGGGUACAAUACAUAUUUCCGCAACUACGUUCCGCAAGUGCAAAGUGGUGUUGGAGUAAAGGCACAGAGAGGUCACGGAGGAUAUUAUGUAGGCCAGCAUGGCUACACUAUAGCCCACAGCAGUGGUGUUUCUAGUACUACCCUGCCCCCGACAACAGUAUCUACAGAAAAACCAGAACCAGAGAAAGAAGAACCAAAAAAAGAAGUAGAAAACUUGAAAACAUUGGAAGAGAUGGAAGUGAAGGAAGACAAAGAACCUGAGUUAUUAGAAGACAGCGCAGAAAUGUCAACCGAAGAAAUGCCAGGAGCUGAAGAUGACCUCAAAUAUAUAUUGACAUUUGAGGAUUUAAUCAAAUGCACUCAAAACAACGAUGGUAGUAACCCACAUAACCAUAAAGGUCAUAAUCAUAACCACAAUAAGCCCAGUGCUGAAGAAGAUAAAAAACCUGAGCACAGCGGACAUGAAUCGUCUCCUGAAAGCCCUAAAGAAAACAAAGAUAACUCAGAAGGUGCCCCUGCAUCCGGUGAAAAUACAUCAGAAAUGGAAGAGCCUAAAACAGUAUCAGAAAAUCCCACUAAAGAAAUUUCAUCAUCAAAACACCACAAAAAGUCUCCAGUAACUUACAUUAUUCUCCCACAAAUUGCAGCAUCUAAGCCAUGUUGAAUACAUAAUAUAUUCUAGUCUACAUAUAGUUGAUUUGAAUGAAGUUUUUUUAAGUAAAUAUAAGCUGUGUCUAAAUUAUUACUUAAAAUCCAAAUACCUACUUAAGUUAUUUAUUGUAACCUCUAUGUAGCAUGUAUAAAACAAUAUUUUCAAAACCUCUAGGAACUUAAAAAUAUAUAAUUACAGAAUGUAUGAUUUAGAAAAACCUUA